AUGGAGAAGGAGUUGCCAGGGAAUGAAUUUCAGGCUGAUAAACAUGUAACUCUCGAACUGUCGAAUGAUAAUGAUGUAGUUUUUCAGGAUGAUCAAGCAGAUAAUGCAGAAAUUAACGAACCAGUGCGGGAAAGACGUGCACCUUAUCGUUUUGGUGAAUGGGUAACUAUCGCAAACGUUCCAAGCGUUUAAGAUUUUUGGCAGAGAUAUGGGGUGGAUUACCGUGAAAUAUUCUCCCCAGUGGUGCGUUUUUAAUCGAUACGGACUGUUUAAAGAGGACUAAAGUUGCAUAAGAUGGAUGUAACCGCUGGUUUUGUAAAUGGAGGACUAGAAGGUGAAGUGUAUAUGAAACAACCUGAAGGUUUUAAAGUUAAAGGGAAGGAACAUCUGGUUUGUAAGCUAAACAAGAGCAUGUUUGGCUUAUAGCAAUCUUCUAGAUGUUGGAAUUCUGUAUUGGAUGAGCAUUUGAAAUCGAUUGGUUUUACUCAAACGGAAAGUGAUCCCUGUAUUUAUGUGAAAGAAAAGGACGGUAAUAUUUUUAUUGUUGUUAUUCACGUUGAUAACAUCAUUCUUGCUGGUAAAACUAACGAAAAAAUUGCCAAACUCAAAGAAAGCAUUGCAGAAAGAUUUCAAGUGGCAGGUAUGGGUGAGCUCAAGUAUAUUCUUGGUCUACAAGUACGUGAUUCAAUAGGAUGGUAAGGUGCAUGUGCAUUGGUCAACCUACCUACACGGCGGGCAUCAUGAAGAAGUACGGUUUGGAAAAUUGUAAGCCCGUUGAAACUCCUGUUGUUUUGAGUUCAAAGUUUGUUAAUGCUAUGGAAGACAGUGAACUGUUUAACAAAGAAGAGUAUCACACAGUCAGCAGUUGGGAGUUUGUUGUAUUUACCAUCGGCAACACGAUCUGACAUAACAUUUGCAGUUAACAAUGUUGCUAACUCUUCAGCAAAUCCUACAAAUGAACAUUGGACUGCUGUAAAACGAAUUUUUCUAUGCCUGAAAGGAACUGUGGACUACUUUACUCAAAGAAUGCUAGUCCAGAUUGUGUUGGAUUUUCAGAUGCGGACUGGGCAGGUGGUUUAAAUGGACGGAAAUCAAAUUCUGGUUAUACAUGUCAAAUACAUGAUGAUGCUGGUAGCUGGCGACGCAAAAAGCAAACUUGUGUAGCAUUAUCAACAGCUGAAGCUGAAUACGUCGCUUUAUCUGCAGCUGUACAAGAGGCAUUGUGGAUGCGACAAUUGUUAAUAGAUCUUAGUGUAAACGACAUUGAUGAACAAGUACCAUUUACGAGGAUAAUGAGUCAGCUAUUGCUAUGUCUAAGUACCCAAUAUUUCAUGGAAGAUCUAAACACGCAGACAUAA
Molecule: messenger RNA, 1358 nt
Organism: Paramuricea clavata
Lineage: Eukaryota; Metazoa; Cnidaria; Anthozoa; Malacalcyonacea; Plexauridae
Source: the annotation of a GenBank genome assembly